AAUAGAGAUGAGCAAUAAGAGGAAAGUUAUGAAUCUUAACUCACUUCUGAUCGGAGCAGAUGAUAAAGUUAGCAAGUCUGUCUCAAGACCCAACUCUGCAUUUACAAAGCCAACUAUGAACAAGUUGUCUGCUUUCGAAACUCUUCAAAAGAAAGAAGACUCUAAAAUAUUCAGCAAUAUUGAUCAGAAGCCAAAACAAUCACAAAACAAGGUGACCCUGGGACUCUCCAAGCUUUUCGACAAAGCCGAGUGAAUGGAUAAAAGCACUGACAAAGCAGGAGAUGCAAUUAUGCAGCAGAAUGAGUUUAAUGGGGCCCGUAGGCCGCAAACUGCUUCACACCACAAAAGAGCAUCCAAAUUCUCCCAGAAAGUGACGGUCAGCGACGACGCCUCAAUGGACAGCGAGAGCCAGUCUGAGUAUAGCAGCAGCUCAGAAAGCGACGAAGACAUGCAGGAAGAAACAAAAGCUUCUCCCAAUGCGAAUAUGGAGAGAAUGGAUACCAAAAGUCCUGCUGUCCACAAAAGAGGCAAAAACAAAAAGUGGAACCAUGGCCGCGUCGAGGUGGUGUCGACUUCACAGCCAACAAUCACUCCACAGAUGAAAAAGCGAUCCAUUGCCAAUCUCCAGAACAGGAACCAUGGAGCCCAUGGAGCGUCCGAUUUGGAUCAAUUUCAGAUGAAAAGAAUUGAACUUUCUAAAGGAGAUGGUAAAGCGAAGCCUGGCCGUAAAAAGAACUUGUUGAUGACUCCAUCGCAGACACUGGUGCCUUCUCGAAAGUUGCUCCGGAUGAAGACAGUUGGUGUCCUCAACUCUAUUACUACCAGUCGAGUCAAAGAAGAGCACGACGUCCAGAACCUCAAACCAUCAUCCGAGUUCUUUAGUCAAGACCGCAUGACUUAUGUCAACCAGCUAAGAGGAGAUUUCAAUGCCAUGAAGCUGUGGAAGAAGAGCUUUGCAGACGCCAUCAACGAAAUCAAGAUCGACAACAAAGAAAUUCUGGACCGCAUCAACCCUAAGUUCAAGAGACGCUUCGUGCAGGCUCCAGGGAUCAAAACCAAAACAAUCGUGUUCGGACUAGACGGAGUGCUCGUCAAAACCAACUUUGAGAAAGAUCACGAAGACUGGAAACCGACUACUCUCAUCCUUAACGAGGACACAGGAGCUAAAAUUAAAAUCUUUGUUUCUAUUCGGCCAUAUGUUGUAAACACUUUGAAGCAGUUGAGAAGAGCCGGAGCUGAAAUAAUCUUGUACAGCACUUCCAAAUACAAUUACACAAGCGCCAUUCUAGAUGUUCUCAACAAACAAAGGAUUGAGUUCCACCACAUCAUUACUGCAGAAGACCACGAAGAAGCUUUAUGGACACCAGAGAACCCAUCUCGCAAGAUUGUAAAAUCUAAAUAACAUCAACUUGCUUCUGCAGAACCGCAAAGAGCGAGAUGUCAUCUUUGUAGACUGCAAAGUAGAAGAAUAUGCUUACAAAAUUACAAAUGGAAUCUAUGUUCCACCGUACGAAGGGCCUCCAACUGCAGCCGAGACUCAAGGAGAUGACUUCUUCAUAGUUCGAGCAAGAGUUCGAUGUACGCAACAAAAUCGACAAAGACUUCAAGCUCAAAGAGUUGUUCAAUCAGAGUUUCAAAAACCCGGCGUUAGAUUAAAACUCAAAAGCAUCCAGGCGCAGUCUCAGAACACUCGCGAGGAGUUCAAAUGAUCGACUCCGAAGCAGCAGACUUCAUUCCGGCGGAACAGUCGCAUCCUUCAUGACAAAGAGGAACUCAAGAAACUUGCUCAGUUCCAGCCGGAAAUCAGGAUGGAACCUAUUUCAGAAUUUCCGGAGCCAGCAGAGUAAUGGUUGGAUGAUCCAAGUCUGAGCUUAUUAGCAGAAAAAUUUAUUA
This is a messenger RNA of Moneuplotes crassus, 1893 nucleotides long. NCBI's taxonomy places the organism in Eukaryota, Ciliophora, Spirotrichea, Euplotida, Euplotidae. The record is from the annotation of a GenBank genome assembly.